Messenger RNA from Malassezia restricta, 1437 nucleotides. RefSeq lists its product as uncharacterized. Bases 1 to 1437 code for a protein of 478 amino acids. The transcript has a single exon. Lineage: Eukaryota; Fungi; Basidiomycota; Malasseziomycetes; Malasseziales; Malasseziaceae. The record is from RefSeq and is a predicted model, not a curated record.
AUGUCACGUUGUGAUGAGGGUGUGGUCCGGACUCUUUUUGACGAGCAUGGCGGUGACACACUCACUGCGAAGGACAUUUUAGAUGUGAUGGAUUCGUACACAGCCAAAUGUGGUGCCCCUAUUGUAGAUGGUGAGGUCGCCUUGCAGAUCACUACAUUUGCACGCGAAAACAGCUCGCUUGCGAUUGGUGUAGACGAGUUUCUCAGCAUGAUACGCUCGCUAGAGAAUGAGACGGAUUCAUCCACUGAUGAUGGAUCAAAUGCAUCCCUUUUUGAGGGAAAACAGGGCAGUGCGACGCCAGAUACGACACUUGACUCCGUGGCGCCAGAGAGCCCUGCCAAGCAUCGUAGCGCCUUUGCGCCGCGUACGCCUAUGCCGCUACCAGCGUCAACAAGUCGCAUAAUUUCUAAGGUGCCCGUGACAAGCUCCGAACCUGAUGUGGCAGGCAUUACGGCCCGCUCAGCUCUGAUUCGCAAACUCGCGCGUGUGAAUGAGCAAUUGGAUCGACUACAUUCGGAUCACCAGAUCCUUUCGCACGAAAAGAAGCUGAGUGACGCCACAUGCACUUCACUACAGCGCGAGAUCUAUGGCCUCCGUCGCGAUCUCGAACAGGCUCACUCACACGGAUUCACGCUUGAAAGUCGUGUCCACGAGCUGGAAGCGUCUAUCACACAGAUUAAAGAAGACCGUGAUACACAAAGGCGCUCCGCCCGACAGCUCGAUACUCACCUACAGCAGCAGAUGGCGUCAUUUUCCGACCUCGAAAAGCAAGAGGCCGAACAUGUCGCACAACUCACGUCCUUGCAGGCGACGUGCCAAGCUUACGUCACCGACUUGCAUGGUCUUCGAGCUACGUGUGAUGCUCAGCGCGAGGCUAUUUCCGGCCUCGAAGGCAUAAUUCAUGCACUGGAACGCGUGCACUCAGAUGCCGAGCAACUGCAACAGGAGGUGGACCAUUCGCGUAAGAUCCACGAACAACUAGAGCAGGAACUUCGUGCUCUGCACGACGUGUCGGAGCAACCAGGACCUGUUCUGGCCGAGGACUUGGCGCCCUUCGGCGAAUGGACAUCCUCGCCAGAAGAGCCCGUCUCGGAUGUGCAUGAUCACGUCGCGCCCACCCCAUCGACUGCCCCUGCACCAGACUCGCCGACAGGGACUUUGACCCACGCUGCUGAAGCUCAAACAGCUCAUAAUAGCACGCAUGAUACCCCCCCUGCACGUCUGUUGUGGAGCUUGAUGGUCCAUUUACUCCUCGUCACGACCGGUAUUUGGCUGGGUUUGUGGAUCUACCACUUUUCUAUGCUCAUCAUGCCGGCCCACGUAUAUCAGCAGCUGCUGGAUAAGCGUUGGUUCGAGGCGAAUAUGCUGGAUGACGCUCUCCAAACACCACUGUCCACGACUCUUUGGCAGGAACACUACGUGUCUCGAUUCUCGUAG